AUGCAGUCAACUGAUGUCAUCUUUUGGAUGUUUUUAGCAAACGGUUGCACUGUGCUCGCUCUGCAAUGCAUUCAGUGUGAUAAGAAUGCAGCAUGGUAUUCUGAAGAGGAGCAUGAACGACAUAUAGAACUCUGUCAAAACGGACUAGUACCGCCUACACCAUGUAAAAACCAAUCGCAUACACACUGUAUUGUCAGCUGGUACAGAAGUGGAGGCAGUAAAGAGAGAGUCGUCACGGAACGGAAGUGCGGCGGAGUAGAAGAUGUCACGGGCUGCACACUUUACAACUCAAAAAUAAGCCGAAAAGUCCGUCACCUAAUCUCCAAGGACCACUCAUCAGGGGCUGUUCGCCGCGAAACCGCCACUCUGUUCGUUGAGGUAUGCAGCGAGUCUUGCCCCGGGGGAGAGUGCCUGAAUACGGGUCCAACGACAAGUACGGUUACUGUAGCGCUGAUUUUAUUCGUGUCAUUGCGUCUUCUGUAG
Messenger RNA from Necator americanus (New World hookworm), 483 nucleotides. RefSeq lists its product as uncharacterized. The transcript is spliced from 5 exons. The record is from RefSeq and is a predicted model, not a curated record. NCBI's taxonomy places the organism in Eukaryota, Metazoa, Nematoda, Chromadorea, Rhabditida, Ancylostomatidae. Bases 1 to 483 code for a protein of 160 amino acids.